This is a messenger RNA of Pseudoliparis swirei, 2331 nucleotides long. It is a transcript of the gene tmem268, whose product is annotated as transmembrane protein 268. The transcript is spliced from 9 exons. NCBI's taxonomy places the organism in Eukaryota, Metazoa, Chordata, Actinopteri, Perciformes, Liparidae. The record is from RefSeq and is a predicted model, not a curated record. Bases 185 to 1261 code for a protein of 358 amino acids.
GAGAGAGAAAUAGAGAGAGAGAGAGAGACGAAACUCUGCUGAGGAACAUUUGAGGUGAAAGUAACAUGCACCACGGUCUGUUGGCGCAACCAGGAAUACAGUAGUUGCUUUCAAGGGAUCUAUGUGGACCCAGAAGGAAAUACACUCAUCAAAGUUGUGUUGACAUGAUGGCCUUUCAUCUAAAAUGCAGGAUGUGGUUACCUCUGAGAUGAUGGAGGACAAGAGUGGCGUAUCUCACGUGAUGGAGGAGAGCCAGGUGGAUGUGCAGAUCAAACAAACCAAAGCUCAGCCACAGCUGGCCGACAGACCCAACUGGACUAAUGGUCAGUGUGUUGUGGCGAUGCCAAGCUGUUCGAUGCUUAACCCGAGCUUUGAUCUGUCUCUAUGCCGUGCCAAACUGGAGAAUGAUGGCUUUCAGAUUCCGGUCCGAGACAUGGAGGCUCCGCUGCAGGCCGCUCUGGGCGUUCCCUCAGUCAGGAGAUACCUGGUUUUGAACUCCGCUCUCUUCCAUUUCAUACUGGCACCGGUGCUGUAUGUGGUGGUGUGGUGCGCUGUGUUCUCCACACUCCACAACCUGGUCAGGGACAACUGGGUCCUCUGCCUCUCUGUCAGCAUGGUCUCCAUCUUCCUCACCACUGCCAUCAUCUUCGUCCUCCACCACAGUAACAAGGAGAUCAACAUGAACGUGGACGUUCGGUUAAUCCAGGUGAACGAGAGGUUGGUGAAACACCAGCUGCUGGUGGCCGUGGCCGACUGGGUGCAGUCCUGCACUGGAAACAUGCAGCUGUACUUUGUGUUUUGGGACAUGUCUCGCUGUCUGAGGGCGCUGACUGAAACUUUAGAGGAGCGAAGCUCUGUGGAGGACGACACCCAGAACAAAAUGAAGAGGAACAUGUCGCAUCUCGUUCUUGUGACCGAGGACGCGGCUGUUGACCCCGAGCUUGGCGGGUCCGAUGCGGAGCAGGACUCCAGUGAACAGAGGCCUCUGCUGAGACACGAGGACACUGGCUGCAGUACCUCAUCCAGCCAGUGGGAGGGCGCCAGAGUCAGCACCAAAUACAGCCUCAUCCCUGAUGCGUCGUUACCUGCCCAGGCUAAAGCCUACCAGCUUCUGAUGACCUACAGCGCCGCUUACGUGAGGCUGCUGGUGUCCGAGAGGCUGUCAGGAGCCUCAAACUACCGGCCGGACCCUCGGAGGAACCACUGCUCCGACGCCCACCUCUGCCUCUGCCAGUACAUCAACAAUAAGAUCCUUCGAUAACAGAACCAGAGUCAAACCAGGAACUUUGAACUUGUAAACUACAGUCUUCAAGACUUUUGCCUUCCACGCAUGCCCUUGAGCAAACAAACUGACAUGUGAGAGCAUUUCCUCUGGAGCGGCAUGUUGUUUUGAUUCAAUCAGGGAGCGUUUUGGAGCUUCACACUCAGGGUUCUGUGAGUCCGGUGCCGCUGUGUUCACGCCAGCUCGUUCUCUCUUUCUGCACCGUGCCAAACGCUGCAGGUCUGAUCCACCUGCUGUAAACUCUAUUUGCACUUGCAACAUGGCCUUAGUUACUGUAAGCUAUUAGGAUUUAACGUUUACAAAAUGUUGGUAAUUGUAUAAAAUACAACACAUAAAUAGUAAACUAGUGCUUUUAUAUCUUUUUUGGCUUGUGACCUUUUACAAAAGGUCAGUGUCUAGUCCUGCCUAUGUAGACCAGUACUUUUACUUCUGAUUCUUUAAGUAGAUUUGGCUCACAAAACUUCUUUCCUUUUACUUAGUAGGAGUUUGACAGUCGUGUAAGAGGUAUUCACAUGUUCUAAAAUUAAAAUGCAAUGUCAUAAUGUUCAAAAUACUUAAAGCAUAAAAAGAAAAAGCACUCUGCAGCCGAAUGAGAAGGAUCUCAGUUCUAUAUUACUGUAUUUUAUAUUCUUGGAUUUAUAUUUGUUGAUAUUUUUUAUUUGAUUUCAUGUUUAAGUUGCUGGAGUUAAAGUGAUUAUCGCCAACUUAUUAUUAUUAUUCUGUAACGAUGCAUUGUAUUUUAUGGACGGAUCACGUUUUGUGUGUCGAAUCCAAACCUGCAAAGUAAAUAGGACAACAUUUGGAAGUAUGACGUAAUAUAAAUUUGAAAAUGUUCAAGUAAAGUACCUAACAUUGCAAUUAGGAACAUCAUUUGAGAACAUUUCAAUAUUCUUCCACUGAACUUUGAUUGCACUAAUAUGUCUGCCAUAACGAUGGAAGCAUGAAGCGAAAGAGACUUCCCAUGAUGCAGCUGUGCAAUGAUGCUGAAAGCAGGUUACCAUGAAUCCUUUGCUUGAUAUAUUACCAUAAAUGUCAGCCACAGCAGUCGA